AGGCUACGGCUGCUAAAGACCCUUCUUAACCCGGGUUGCGGGGUUUCCUCCGUCGCCUGGACGUCCUUGGGGUGCAGCCCAGGGUGUUCAAUCAGAAGCCUUGGGGCGGGCGGCCCAUGGAGCCGGGGCUGCUGCGGCCUGCGCCGGUGAGCGAGGUCAUCGUCCAGCAUUACAACUACACCGGCAAGCUCCGCGGUGCGCGCUACCAGCCUGGCGCGGGACUGCGUGCAGAUGCCGUCGUGUGCCUGGCCGUGUGCGCGCUCAUCGUGUUGGAGAACUUAGCCGUGCUGAUCGUGCUCGGACGCCACCCGCGCUUCCAUGCGCCCAUGUUCCUGCUUCUGGGCAGCCUUACGCUGUCCGACCUGCUGGCCGGCGCCGCCUAUGCCGCCAACAUCCUGCUGUCCGGGCCGCUCACGCUGCGUCUGUCGCCCGCGCUCUGGUUCGCCCGUGAAGGCGGCGUCUUCGUGGCGCUCUCCGCGUCCGUGCUGAGCCUUUUGGCCAUUGCACUCGAGCGCCUCCUCACCAUGGAGCGUCGGGGACCCGCGCCCGCCGCCCGUCGGGGGCGCACGUUGGCGCUGGCGGCCGCUGCCUGGGGCUUGUCGCUGCUCCUCGGACUACUGCCAGCGCUCGGCUGGAAUUGUCUGGGCCGUCUGGAGGCCUGCUCCACGGUCCUGCCGCUCUACGCCAAGGCCUACGUGCUCUUCUGCGUGCUCGCCUUUCUCGGCAUUCUGGCAGCCAUCUGCUCGCUCUACGCGCGGAUAUACUGCCAGGUGCGCGCCAAGGCGCGGCGCCUCCGGGCGCACCCCAGGACUGGCGAGGGCUCCUCGGUGCGCGCGCGCCACACGCCGCGCUCCUUGGCGCUGUUGCGCACGCUCAGCGUGGUGCUCGUGGCCUUCGUGGCUUGUUGGGGCCCCCUCUUCCUGCUGCUCUUGCUGGACGUGGCGUGCCCGGCGCGCGCCUGCCCUGUGCUCCUGCAAGCGGACCCCUUCCUGGGCCUGGCCAUGGCCAACUCGCUCCUGAACCCCAUCAUCUACACGUUGACCAACCGCGACCUGCGUCACGCGCUCCUGCGCCUCGUCUGCUGCAACCGGGGCCGCUGCUGCCGAGACCCAGGUGCCUCCCGGCGGUCGGGGAGCGCCCCUGGGGCUUCGGGCGACCUGCAUCGCUGGCUACCUCCCGGCCUGGAUGGCAGCUCCAGCCGCUCCGAGCGCUCCUCUCCCCAGCGGGACGGGUUAGAGACCAGCUGUUCCACCGGCUGCCCUGGUGCACCCACGGUCGCCGGGACCCUGGUAACCCCGCCAGCUACAGACUGA
Budorcas taxicolor (takin) is the source of this 1313-nucleotide messenger RNA. RefSeq names its product sphingosine-1-phosphate receptor 5 (gene S1PR5). NCBI's taxonomy places the organism in Eukaryota, Metazoa, Chordata, Mammalia, Artiodactyla, Bovidae. Gene Ontology annotation, cellular component: membrane. Gene Ontology annotation, molecular function: sphingosine-1-phosphate receptor activity. Gene Ontology annotation, biological process: G protein-coupled receptor signaling pathway. The transcript is spliced from 2 exons. The coding region runs from base 117 to 1313 and encodes 398 amino acids. The record is from RefSeq and is a predicted model, not a curated record.